Zingiber officinale is the source of this 1319-nucleotide messenger RNA. RefSeq names its product vesicle-associated protein 2-1-like. The record is from RefSeq and is a predicted model, not a curated record. Gene Ontology annotation, cellular component: plasma membrane; endoplasmic reticulum membrane. Bases 274 to 987 code for a protein of 237 amino acids. Lineage: Eukaryota; Viridiplantae; Streptophyta; Magnoliopsida; Zingiberales; Zingiberaceae. The transcript has 8 exons. Gene Ontology annotation, biological process: endoplasmic reticulum membrane organization.
AAAAUGAAACCUUUCUUAAUCCAAAUCAGUGUCCUCCCGUCCUUGUCGCCCUGAAUUGGACUCCAAACCAUUCCCUUCCUCCUCUCGAAUCAAUCGCCCAAUGCUUCGCUUUCCCUGCUAAUCUCGUCUUCCCUGCUAAUCUCGUCCCACCAAGAUUUCUCCGCUUCUUCAUCUUUGGACUCCACUUUCUUCUUCUUCGUCUUCUUCUUCUUCUUCUCCUCCUCCUCUUCCUAAGAUUUCAACUUUCUUUUCUGCUACACCUCCAAUCCAGCGAUGCGCGGCGGCAGCGGCGGCCAAAUGAUCUCCAUUUACCCGGAAGAACUCAGCUUCGAAGUUGAGUUGGAGAAGCCAUCUUCUUGCAAUAUCAAAGUCGUCAACAACACGGAGCACCACGUCGCCUUCAAGGUGAAAACGACGUCCCCUAAGAAGUAUUUUGUUCGCCCUAAUGCAAGCGUCGUACAACCUUGGGACUCAUGUACUGUGACAGUCACUCUCCAAGCUCAAAAGGAGCUUCCUCCGGAUAUGCAAUGCAAGGAUAAAUUCCUCAUUCAGAGUGCUAAGGUGCCCCCGACUAGCCACAUUGAUGAAAUUCCUAAAGAUACAUUCAAUAAAGAAGUUGAAAAGGUGAUAGAGGAUCUCAAACUUAGGGUUGUGUACAUUCCCCGCUCGGAAAAUGGCCAUGCAAAUCCCGAAGAGGAGUCUGGUAGAACGUCUGAUGUAAAACUCCCCAAUUCCUAUCUUUUACUUCUAUCUAAUCUCGAUGCUAUUGAAUUUGAGAUGCAGGUACUUCAAAAGUUGAAGGAAGAACGUGAUUUGAUUCUUCAUCAAAAUCAUCAGUUCAAAAGGGAAUUGGAAAUGUUGAACAAACGAAGAAGCCGCAAAAGUGAUGCUGGUUUUUCGAUGACUUUUGCUGCAUUUGCCGGCCUCAUUGGUAUAACAUUUGGGUUCAUCCUGAACCUUCUAUUCACUGCAUCACCAACUUCAUGAAUUUCAUUAGCCAACCUUCAGAGUUCAAUCAAAAUUUCAUCUCUGGAGGCCAUCUCCAUUUGUUUUUUCUGAUUCAUUAAACGUUUUCCCCUCUCAUUUGCUACCUAAGAAGGAGGUUACAUCAGUCCCAAUGCUCACUUCUGUGGCCUUGGGCGUGCUUUUGCUUGUUUGACCUCUUGGAGUUGGAGAAAAAAGGAACUCGAAGAUAAUCCAUUUUUGCAUGUGGUUUUACUCCAUUGUUUUUUUUCUGUAUGCCGAGAAAUAUUGAAAACUUGAUGUAGAAUGGGUUUGAUGUUUUUUUUAUUUUAAGAAAGAAUGCAUUAUUCAUUUUA